CAUCCACAAGUUUAACUUCCCUGAUGCAAAUAUCGUAAUCCGCCAUGUCAUCCUGAUGAUCCUAUACGAUAGCAGCAUCAGAUUUCAUUUCCUUCUUCCAACCAAUUACAGACGUCCUACAUGGCAAGUCUACAUCCACCAGAAGUUCCAUUUAGCAAGGACCUCACCCUUCUCAAUUCUCAUCGCAGCCACACACAACCAGCUAAAGGUUUUCCGGCAAGAAUGGCUUCUAUGGCAGCAGCAUCCUCCCUCGGUGUGUCGGAAAUGCUUGGAAACCCGCUCAACUUUUCCGGUACAUCCAAGACGGCUCCUUCCGCAUCUAGUCCUGCCACCUUUAAGACCGUCGCCCUUUUCCAAAAGAAGAAACCGGCACCCAAAGCUAAGCCCGUUGCCGUCGCCCCAGCUUCCGACGAGCUCGCCAAGUGGUACGGUCCUGAGAGAAGAAUCUUCUUGCCGGAAGGUCUUUUAGACCGAUCGGAGAUCCCCGAGUACCUCAACGGGGAAGUCGCCGGAGAUUACGGUUAUGAUCCUUUUGGACUUGGCAAGAAACCAGAAGACUUCGCCAAAUACCAAGCUUUCGAGCUUAUUCAUGCACGAUGGGCUAUGUUGGGUGCUGCGGGUUGCAUCAUUCCGGAGGCCUUCAACAAGUACGGUGCGAACUGUGGCCCCGAAGCUGUGUGGUUCAAGACUGGUGCUUUACUACUUGACGGAAACACAUUGAAUUACUUCGGGAAGAACAUUCCCAUUAACCUGGUCCUCGCUGUCGUUGCGGAGGUUGUUCUUGUUGGUGGUGCAGAAUACUACCGAAUCAUCAAUGGCUUGGAUUUUGAGGACAAGCUACACCCUGGUGGGCCAUUUGACCCAUUGGGAUUGGCUAAAGAUCCAGACCAGUUUGCAUUGUUAAAGGUGAAGGAGAUUAAGAAUGGUAGACUAGCAAUGUUCUCCAUGUUUGCGUUCUUCAUCCAAGCGUAUGUGACAGGACAGGGUCCUGUUGAAAACCUAGCAUCGCACUUGAGCGAUCCCUUUGGAAACAACAUACUAACUGUCAUUUCUGGAAACAUUGAACGAACCCCAACCCUGUAAACCCCUUGUGUGUACUCCAAACAAUGUAAUCUAUAUAUAUUUAUUUUUGUAUCCACCGUUCAUAUGAGAAAAGGAUCAAUCGUUGCAGUGGUAGAUGCUAUAUUUAAGAUUAAAAAAAAGUUAUGCUUUUCUCUAUGACUUUAUGAUUAUACUUAUAAGUAACCACUAAAUUUAUGUGAACAUAAGGUUAGGGUUCGAUUAAUGCUGUUUCAUUGGGAUAUAUAAUUUUUGUCGCUUGAUACGAAUAAAAUACAAUAUUUUUCUAGUUAUAUUAUUUAACUACUCACAUAAAAAGUAGUAUCGGUGGUUGAGUUGGUGGAGAAAAUGUUGGUUAUUUUAAUAUCAUUAAACAAUUAAGUAGUUAAUACAUGAAUGAAUUGAAGUCUUAAGCAGCUCAAGAAUAAGUCAAAAGGUGCGGAGUUCAUAAUUGUAUGAGCUAGUUUGAACCCAAACAUAUUGAAUGACUGGAUGAAUGUGAAACGAAUCUCUUGACAAUCUAACAUUUUAAGAAGCAAACCUGAGAAGGUCACGAGACAAGCCCUUGUGGGGUUCGAGGAAUGGACGUUUCGUGGGAUUCAUAGAUGCAAACUUGCAUUACAAAUUCAGCAAUGAAAUCUUAAUAUGUAGCAUUUAGUUUAAAGGGAACUGAUUUGUACACAACAUUUUUUCUCCGCACACAACAAUUUGUGCUUUAAAGUGUUGUAUUGUACAACUUUAUAAUGCAUAAAUUGUUGUGUACGGC
Messenger RNA from Lactuca saligna, 1825 nucleotides. Lineage: Eukaryota; Viridiplantae; Streptophyta; Magnoliopsida; Asterales; Asteraceae. The record is from the annotation of a GenBank genome assembly.